Molecule: messenger RNA, 2107 nt
Organism: Mercenaria mercenaria
Lineage: Eukaryota; Metazoa; Mollusca; Bivalvia; Venerida; Veneridae
Product: calcyphosin-like protein
Exons: 2
Coding region: 231-830 (199 amino acids)
Molecular function (GO): calcium ion binding
Source: RefSeq, a predicted model, not a curated record
CGUUGAUGCAUUUACUAAUGAAUGCCAUAAGCGCUCCAUUUUGAGGUAAAACGCAAGUAUGAAUAAUAGAUACGCUUUCUCUCAUGGAUCAUUUUGCAAUGGAAAAAGAUCUUACAGAAUUUUACCUGGUAUUAAGUCUGGAUGUUAAAAUAGCGUUGAAUAAAACACAACCUUUAUGAGUUGGUCUGACUUACCAUCUUUGUAAUAGAAAAUAAAGAAAAAAUAGCAAAAUGGAGGACAAAAGAGUUAAAGAUUUGCUGAAACAGGUCCAAAGUCAGUGUUUACAUAAAGGUGUUGGUGGAAUAAAAGAUCUUGCGGUUGUUUUUCGUAGAAUGGACAAAGAUUUCUCAAAGCGUCUCUGUUACGCGGAAUUUUGCGAAGGAAUGAUGAACUAUGGUCUCCAAGUAGAAGAAAAGGAUCUAAAUUUGUUGUUUGAAACCUUUGACAAAAAUAACAGCAAGCAGAUAGAGUUUAUGGAACUGGUGUCAAAACUCCAGCCACCCAUGUCAGAGAAACGAGUCGAAGUAGUAAAUCAAGCGUUUGAUGCAUUGGAUGCAAAUAAAGAUGGCGUCUUGAAAAUGGAAGACUUGAAAGUUGUCUAUUCAAAAAACGCAAAGAACCAUCCAAAAUGCAUUUCCGGUGAGUGGACAGAAGAACAGGCGUUACGGCAUUUCUUGGACAGUAUCGAUACCCCUGGUAAUCCAGAUGGGAAGGUGACACGUGAAGAAUUUGUGAACUACUACGCAGGAGUCAGUUUAACAGUAGAUGAUGACUGUUAUUUCGAUCUGAUGAUGAGGGCGUGUUAUGGUCUUCCAAAUAAAGGAACAUAGAACAACAAUGACAUCUGAAACAUUUUAUCCCACGAUUUUUAUGUUGUCGUAAAAUUGAAUAGAAGAAGACUAAUAUUAGUUGUAUUUAAAUAGUUCGAAGUGAGCUUUAAAACGUUUUUCAUGCCUACCGACGUUGCCACUAUCGCCUGUGAAGGUGUUGGGGUUUUCAGGCCAUGCUGAAGAUGGAAAUAGUUCAAUAGGUAAAUCCCUGAACUAGUAUCUAUAUAUUUCUUUUAAUCAUAACUUGAAGUCUAUAUAUUAUUAUUUGAAAUGAGCGACGAUUCAAAUUUUGCUUCAUUUGUCAACAAACAUCAAGAUUUUAUAUCCAUUUAAAUUGAUUAGGAGCUUAAAAUUUCAGGCCCAUUUUAGAAAAUGUGAAUUUCUGUUUUACCUAAAAACCAGGUGUGGACAUGGUACUGUGAUGAAGAAAGCCGCUAAAACAGCGGUUUUGCUUAGUCAUGUCCCAAAAUUUAGGUGCUUUACCCCUUGUCUCAAACAGGUCGUGUCUGCAACCACAGCUUUCUGAUUCAGUAACACCACUGUUUCACAGACCUUCCACGUCGCAGAACCGAUUCCAAAGCAAAACUACUCUUUUAACAUUUAGGAACAAAUUAAAUAUGUUUAUCCAUAAGUAUCACGGGCAACAUGAAAUCAAAACAUAAGUAAGUCGAUAAGCCAACAUGAAAUAAACAUCUGCAUCGGUCAUCAGCUUGUAUGGCAUCAAGCCGACCGUCUCACGCAGCUGAUAGUGGGUAUAACAAACGUGUGUCUGAAGUCUUGUAUCCAUGCAUUAAAACAUCUUGAAGGACUUAUCCCUGCUCUCCUCUACACCUGGAGAUCUUUUCGAAACAUUUAAACCAAUGGAGUUCUGACAACGAUAUGUGUGAAAAAUUGACACAAUUAAAUGUGGAAGAAUAAUCUUAUCUAAGCAAGUUCAGUUCAAAAAGUUACAUUACCUGACAACUCAUAAAGAGCUAAUACGACGUCGUGUAUUUUGUCCGCAUUAUAUUUGAUGUGGAUAUUUUUCAAGAAUCAAUCCAAUAAGUGUUUUGUUACAUGACAUGAGAAAUGAGCAAACCUGUGAUGAGCUGUAGACAGGGCAAUAGGAAUCAUGUAAUAAUAUAUACUAUUACAUUGUUUAAUCUUAACUCACCUAUAAUUGCCAUCGCCAACUAUUUCAUAAUGUGUGCCGUGUAGCAAUGUAUGUAUGUUCCUUGAUGUACUUCAACAUACUUCAGUGUCUUUUACAGUUUUAAAAUUAAAUGUCUCAAAAAUAU